Sesamum indicum (sesame) is the source of this 1472-nucleotide messenger RNA. Lineage: Eukaryota; Viridiplantae; Streptophyta; Magnoliopsida; Lamiales; Pedaliaceae. The record is from RefSeq and is a predicted model, not a curated record.
UUGGAAAAUGGGUAGAGACAGGGAAAUAUCUCGGUCACCGUCAUACAGGAGAAGGUACUCGCCGUCACCCUCUCCGGUGAGGUAUGGGCGCCGGAGCCGGAGAGAUAGAAGCCGAUCCCCUUAUUCUUAUAGCAGAUGACCUAGCAGAUGCUUAUGGAUUGUGUGACUUUGGUGUCCUAGUGCCAUGUUGCUGCCUAUGAGAGUUUUCGCUUUCCAUCAGCACCUUGAUAUUCUACAUGCUUAUGGUUGUUGAGUUGAUGAUCUGUCAUACCUUUCAUCAGUUUUCAUAUAACGCUGCUAAAUUGUAAAUUAUCAUGGCUGAUGCAUCUUGAUGCUGGGAGUUUCUUGUACGAAAACAUUAUCAUUUGAGAUAUAUCUUCUUUAAAACAUAGUGUGAAUGAGAUAGUCAACAUCAUUGGUGUUUGAGAAAGUUAGAAAAGAAACAGUGGCUUCCCUUUGACUGGGAAGUCAGCAGGUGAUGGGUGCCGAUGGGUGUCAUUUCACUGCUCGAUUGUGAUAUUAGCGGUUUCUUAUGAUAAAAGAUGGAGCACCCAGUUUAUUCUUUGCAAUAUAUGAGAAGACGAAGUCGUUCAUUAUCCUCUCGACGCCACAAAAGCCGCUCCCCCACUCCAAGGCGUCGUAAAAGUCGCUCUCCCACACCAAAGCGGACCAAAAGACAAAGAAAAAGGAGUACCUCAUCAUCCCCUUUAACUGCAUCUCCCAGUGUAAGCACUGGUACAAAAGAGACGAAAGAUGCAAGUGAAAAACUUAAAAAAGAGGCAGAGGAAAAGAAAAGGAAUCAGUUAGAGGUAUGCUUUAAAAGCAUAAGCAUGCACAUUAUAGUGCCUUUUUCAGAUUGGAGGCGUCAACAGGAGGCAGAAUUAAAAUUAAUUGAGGAAGAGACUGCUAAGAGAGUAGCAGAAGAAAUUCGGAAGAAAGUUGAAGAGAGCUUGAAUUCUGAAGAGAUCAGGCUUGAAAUAAAGAAGCGACUAGAUGAAGGUAGGAAAAAACUUGCUUCUGAGGUUGCAGUGCAACUUGAGAAAGAAAAGGAAGAAGCUCUUAUAGAAGCUCGGCGGAGAGAGGAACAAGCACAAAGAGAGAGAGAAGAGCUGGAAAGAAUGAUGGAAGAGAAUAGAAGGAAGUUGGAAGAAGCUCAAAGAAGAGAAGCUCUAGAACAGCAAAGACUGGAGGAGGAACGUUACAGAGAAUUGGAGGAGCUUCAAAGACAGAAAGAAGAGGCUCUGAGAAGGAAAAAGCAACAAGAGGAGGAAGAAAGAGCGAAACAAAUGAAGCUGUUGGGCAAGAAUAAAUCGCGGCCGAAGUUGUCAUUUGCCCUAAGUUUGAAAUGAGAAGUAAUCAAUAUAUCUCCUCUCUUUUCCUUUUCCUGUUUUUUGUUGUAUUGGUGUGCUUGUUUGUAGUAAUUGAAUCCGGACAGACUCAGAAAUCAAUAUCAUCAUCUAUUGUCACUCAUC